AUGCCUUUUCCGUGCUCGCCGUCCCUUGGCACAGGCCCCUCAUCUAAGCAUUCUGUUGCACCACCGGCUCGAAUUCCUCGUGUUGCUGAUUUGCUCGCAAUCCCACAACUUCAUUCUCUGCAGGAGCUUCUCGACCCUCUGCAUUGCAUUGAGUUCUUUGCCGGCCAGAGUGGAAGUGCCAAGAUUGCCAAGUGCUUCAAGCGUCUGGGCCGUCGAGUGCAGGCCUUCGACCUGAGUCGUUCCGAGACUCACAAUAUGGAUUCGACCGAAGGUUUCCUGGCCGGGCUCUUGAGCAUCCUCAGGCUGCGACCCGGAUCCUUCGUGCACUUUGGGACGGUCUGUACUUCCUUCACAUGGAUAAACGCCGGCACGCACGGUCGACGGCUCUGGCAGCCCCUUGGCAAUCAACAUCUGGACUAUGUCGCCCUCGGAAGCCGGCUUGUGGAAAGGACCGUUCUACUUGCUUUGUUGGCUUGGCACAUGGGAGCCGUGUUCUCCAUUGAGAACCCGCUUGGCUCUAUGAUUGCGGAACAGCCAAUUUUCCAGAUCAUGAUCCAAUACUUCAAAGAGAAGUCAGGAGGUUGGAUGUUGCAUUCCUUUCUGCUCCUUCUUUGCCUAUAG
This is a messenger RNA of Symbiodinium sp. CCMP2592, 621 nucleotides long. The record is from the annotation of a GenBank genome assembly. NCBI's taxonomy places the organism in Eukaryota, Dinophyceae, Suessiales, Symbiodiniaceae.